UGUUUAGUAUUACAAUUAUUUUGUCCCUAAUAAAACACAUUUCCGCAUCCGUCCAGCGUUUUCUCCGUUUGUUUUUUUCACGUCGUACAGUGAUAAAGCUUCUUCCCCUCAGAUUACCCAAUCUACUGACGCCAGCGGGAGGAUCCGUAUUCUCAGGAAUCGCAUAUGGCUUCAAAGCGAAUCUUGAAGGAGCUCAAGGAUCUUCAGAAGGAUCCUCCUACCUCUUGCAGUGCUGGUCCUGUUGCUGAGGACAUGUUCCAUUGGCAAGCUACGAUCAUGGGUCCUCCAGACAGUCCAUAUGCCGGUGGAGUUUUCCUAAUUACCAUCCAUUUUCCUCCAGAUUAUCCUUUCAAGCCACCUAAGGUUGCUUUUAGAACAAAAGUGUUUCACCCGAAUAUUAACAGCAAUGGUAGCAUAUGCCUUGACAUAUUGAAGGAACAAUGGAGCCCUGCCCUAACCAUUUCCAAGGUUUAUUUUCUAAAGUUCCCUACCUGCUGUUGAAACUGUGCAUCUGGAUUCCCAUCCUUUAAUUUUUUCGCACUUAAUCUGCAAGUUUAUAGCACCUUGAUCCCUGGUGAACGGUUUCCAUCGAUGUCACCGUUAUAACAUGUUAGAUUUUUGUUAUAAGGCAGUUGUACCUUUCUUUGCAUCAAAAGAAA
Messenger RNA from Olea europaea var. sylvestris, 659 nucleotides. RefSeq names its product SUMO-conjugating enzyme UBC9-like. Bases 166 to 501 code for a protein of 111 amino acids. The record is from RefSeq and is a predicted model, not a curated record. The transcript has 4 exons. NCBI's taxonomy places the organism in Eukaryota, Viridiplantae, Streptophyta, Magnoliopsida, Lamiales, Oleaceae.